Molecule: messenger RNA, 2267 nt
Organism: Alnus glutinosa
Lineage: Eukaryota; Viridiplantae; Streptophyta; Magnoliopsida; Fagales; Betulaceae
Exons: 6
Coding region: 553-2028 (491 amino acids)
Source: RefSeq, a predicted model, not a curated record
UUUACUUAAUCUAACCAUACCGGUAUGGAAUCGAGCCUGUUUUUACAAGAUUUGAUGUCCAUUUUCCUUGAAUUGUCUUAAUUUGGUUGGAAUUUAAGAGAUAGCGUAGUUAGGGUUAGGUUGGAGUGGUGCUGUGCAAUCUAUGCGGAGAGUCUAUAGAUCAUUUACUCCUUCAUUGUGGGGUUGCAACAGAGUUGUGGAGUGCAAUUUUCCAGUUGUUUGGCGUUGCUUGGAUUAUGCCUCGCAAGGUAAGCGAUUUGUUGGGAAGUUGGAGGGGGCAAUUGGGCAAUCGUAAUGCUUUGAACAUAUGGGAGGUUGGCUUCUUUUUGUUUGAUGUGGUGUCUUUGGAGAGAGUGGAACGUAAGGAGCUUUGACGAUCGUGAGAAUGAAUUGUUAGAAUUUAAGAAGAUGAUGCUACACACCAUGUAUAUAUGGAGAGUGCCGAGUGGUUCUGAAGCUCCUGCUGGUGGGCCUAGUGUUACUUUAUUUGUUGCAUUUUGUGCUCUUGAGCCUCUGUAGCUACUGAGAAAGCCUUUUUUUUUCCUGGUUCAAAUGAGCCGUUUAUUCUCAAAGAGAUCAGACCACGCUCUUGACAUGAGGUCACAAAGGCCAUGGAAAAGAUCGGUCUUUGGUCAUGGCAAUUUUGAGCCUGUUUCAAAGAAUCCCAAAAUGACCUUGAAUGACAAUUAUGAAGAUGAUCUACUGGUGGAUGAGGAUUACAAAAAAUUGUUGUAUGCCUUAGAGAAGUACAGUGAAGAACCAGAGUCUUUGGAGUUGGAAAAUAUAGAAGAAGAAGAAAAUGAAGAUGGUCAUGAUUUGGAUCCUCAGUACAGGAUGUUCAUGGAAAAUUUGAGGGAAGAUGGGAAAUCAUAUAUACUACAAAUUUCUGAAGAGGAUGUGAUGACCUUUUGUAUAAAGUACGAAGGGGAGGACAACAGACCAUCUGGUGGCAAUGGCAACAACCCGGCAACUCCAAGAGAAGAGGAUAAGAGUAACUCGGCAACUCCAAGAGGAGAAAAUAAAGGAAAUUUGGCAACUCCUGUGGAAGAUGGGAUUGCCCCAACAGCUACAAGAGAAGAAGAUAGGAGGAACUCAGCAAUUCCAAGAGAAGAUAUGAAAACCUCGGCUGCUCCAAGUAAAAAAAAAGGGGGAAACUUAUUGACUCCAAGAGAAGAAGAUAGGGGAAACUCAGCAGCUCGUAGAGAAGAGGACAGGAGGCACUCAGUGAGUCCAAGAGAAAAGGAUUGGUGGAAUGCUGUGAAGACAGAAGACACACAAAGUCUAGAAGUUCCAUGUAGUGAACUAAAUAUUUUGAAGGAGGUAAAGAGGAUGACAUCAGACCCCAUUAAUCAUGUAUCCCAUAGGGCGGAUGGGGGUUCCAGUGUAAACUCUGAGAGUUAUCAGUUACUUUUGAAUCGCCGGAAACUUGAGGAUAUUGCUGCAGAGUUUUUGACCAAAAGGGGUAGCUCACUUCGAAUCUCCCAUUCUCCCUCCCCUUGGGACCAAUUACUUAUAAAAAAAGAAGAAGAUAUUUUGACCAAAAGGUGUAAACAGCUGAAACGUGACAAUAAUGAUGGUGAAACUUUACUUCAUACAAGAAAGUUUGUGACAAACUCAGCUAAGUAUGUACAUCGCCCAUUGCAUGGAAAGAUAUCUAUUGGAAGAGGCCAUUCUGAGUUUAGGGAGGAACUUAUGGACUCUCUUAGAAUGCCAUAUAGCCAGAGGGAGUACGAAAAGUUGUUGCAAGACUUUACUAUUCACAAACAAAUCCAACGCCAUAGAGAAUUGCGUGGGGGAAUAAAAGCAUAUGAUACAGGUGUUCUUGGCAAAUCAUAUAGCGAGCACUAUCCUGAUGUUACUAAGAAGAUAGAUUUAGUUCGUUUUGAUCAUCCUAAAGUUUUGAAUCUUCUACGUGGAUUUUUCUAUUGGUUAAAGAAUUUGUCAUGCGAAGGAUCAUUCCGGCCUUGGUUGGAUUCGUCAUGUCUAAAGGUAGUAUGUCAGGAUACUUCCUCCACUCAGAUAGUGUAAUCUAUUAGAUUAAGGGUUUUGCAUGCGCAGAAUGUGGUCUGAUACAUGUGAGAGAGAGAGAGAGAGAGAGAGAGAGAGAUCAAUGAUGUUUUCAUGCCAUUUUGUACGAAAAAUGAACCAUGGGAAAACUCACUAGGUAGUACAUAUUCAACGCAUCAACUCGAGUAGCAUCUCAUCUGUUUUAUGAACUCUAUGAUUUACUAAAAUAGGAGAAUUAACGGUACAAUGGCUUUGAAAUA